GUCAGAGUCUACGUGGUGAGGUUUGGAACCACUAACCCGGUUGUACACUUAUCACUAUGGUUGAGACCCGUAGUGGGAAGGAGACUAGCCUCUAUAGAAAGAAGCAGCAAGAGAAGAUGGCCGCCAUAGUGAAAGAGAAUAGGGAGAGGAAAGACCGUGAGAAACAGGCAAAGCUAAAGGCUAUCGCAGACGAGCGGGCGGCGAAGAUGAAGGAAGUGGAGGAAGAGAUGAAGAAGAAGGAGAAGGUUGCUAAAGAAGAAGCGGCAGCAGAAGAGGAAAAAGAAAGGAUGAGGAUUGAAAGCAGAGAAGGGAGCAGUGGCACGAAGAAGGGCACAGACGCUGAGAUUGAGAAGAAGAUCAGCGAGUGGGUUGCUAACUUAUCGUUGGGGGAAGAUGAAGAGGCGGAAUCAUAUGUGACUGAGGAUGAGAAGGCCGCAUUGGCCGCUGAGCUAGCAACCAUGACGGAUCCUAUGGAGCGAAGAGAGAGGGAAGAUGAGCAAAAGUUGCAAUGGAAGCUGAGAAUGAAGAGGGAGAAGAGGAGGAUGAGUGAAGAAGUGAAUAAGAUGACCGCAGCAGUAGCGAAGGUGCAGGAAUGUAGAGCGGAGGUAUUGGCCCAGCCAGACGAUAAGGCCAAGUGGGACAAGGUACUGGGAUACCUGGAAGUGUUGAGCAAGGCCUGGAUGGAGGAGCACCAGGCUAGUUGGAGUCAGGAUGUCACGUUGAGUGCCAUGCGGUCAGGAUUUAGGGAGUUUGCACGCGAGAUCGUCACCCACAUUGGGGGGGAAGUGAAACAGUUGAGGGACAACGUAGGGAAGCACUGUGAAGGCGCCAUUGAGGGUGCCAAAGCCAUAGCUGCUGCAGAGGGCGAAGGUAGACCCCGCAAAGAGUCUGUAAAGCUCAAGUUUCCAGACGCGUACGGGGGAAAGAAGGAGGAAAACUUUGACAAUUGGGAGGCCAGUGUCAACAAUUAUAUCUCUUUGCAGCAUAUCCUAACUGAGGAGCAAGUCCUCGUGGCCUUCCAGGCCCUCAAGGACGAAGCAGCUAGUUUCGCUAGGUCUCUUGCGCAUACAGCCGGUUGUGAAAACAACCUGGUUGCAUAUUCCAAGGUCACCCCUCUUUCCCAAUUCCUCAAGCUCCUUAAGGAGCGUUUCGCCGACCCGACGCGAGGCAUUAGAGCCUCUGACAAGCUACAAACGAUCCACUCACGACAGUGGAGGAGUGCCAAGGCACUCAAGAGUACCAUGGACGACUUGGUAGCUGUCCCGGACCAUGGGGUCACUGAGCCCCAGUUGGUCCACUUGUUUUAUCGUUCCAUUCCAGAGGCCCUACGUGGGCAUUUCUUUGACAAGUCUCAGCAGGCCGGCAUCACUUACGAUGCAUUGAGUAGAGAAGACGUCCUGUAUGAGUCGAAGUCUAUGCCAGUCACCACUUUCUGGCAUAAGGACCUGGAGAAGGGGAAGAAGUGGAAGGAUCGUACCAUCUCAGACCAAGUGAAGACCAAGGAUCACAUGAUCCUGUCGUUAGAGGAAGGUGGUACCGAUGAGGUCCCAUAUGAUCAGAUUGAGUGGGGCCUCGAAGAUAAUGGCAGUAGUGUGGGGCAGGGGAGGUCUUACGCUGCUGUCGCGGAUGGAGGGAGGCCACAAGGAGGAGGAGGAGGCGAGGGCCAAAGGGGCCAGGCCAUGGGAGGCCGAGGACCGGGCGCACAGGGGGUUGGCGGACAGGGAAACCGCCAAGCGGGAGGUGUGGCAGAAGAGUUAAAGGAGAGGAUGCCAUCCUGGGCCAAAAUGAAGAAGGAGAGUAAAGGACAACUGAUUUUGGUAGAUGUAGAGGUGUUUAGGAGUAGGGUAGGGGCCCUUAUAGACUCAGGGGCUMCCCGUAGUUAUAUCAGYCGUAGGGCGCURAAGAAGCUGAGGCUAGGACUAAAGGUCCAGAAGUUAAUAGACCCUAUAGUCAGUGUUCUCGCAGACAACCGCACAAUGCGCGUUGAGGACUAUGUAGAGGGAGUUCAGGCGUACUUUCGUUUAGAGAAGAAUGGGAAGGUGGAGAAAGUUUUGCAUUCCCUAACUCUCCUCGUACAAGAUGACCUUCCUUUCGAUGUAGUGUUAGGAAUGGAUUGGGGAGAGGAAGCGGGGGCCACACUCCAUCCGAGAGAGCAUGAGUGUAGGCUCCCUAGUCCGUCAUGCGAGGUUAAGACUGCCCGCCUGUUUCAUGUGUCGGGUGUAGACAACACCUUGGCACAUUGCUGUCUCAGUGCUCCCGCGUUUGCGCGAUUAGUGAGAAAGGAGCAGUUAGAGGAACAGGUCUUUGUAGUGUAUGUUAGACCUGUCAUUGAGGGCCAGGAAAAGGAUAGUUCCACGGAUCCAGCUAUUGCCAAGCUCCUGGAAGAGUUCAAAGAUUUGACUGAGUCGCCGACGGGGGUAGUGUCGCGACCCAUCCAGCACAGGAUAGAGAUAGAGCCUGGCAGUAGAACUCCUAAGGGUGCAGUCUACAGGAUGUCCCCUAGAGAGUUAGAGGAGCUUCGCAAGCAGUUAGACGAACUCCUUGAGAAGGGCUGGAUCAGGCCCAGUUCGUCUCCUUUUGGAGCACCAGUUUUGUUUGUCCCCAAGAAGGAAGGAGAGCUUCGUAUGUGUAUAGACUAUAGGGGUUUGAACGCGAUCACAGUGAAGAAUGCUGAGCCGCUGCCCAGGAUAGACGAUCUUCUAGAUCGGGUGCAGGGUUGUAAGUAUUUCUCUAAGAUAGAUCUGAAGUCCGGAUACCAUCAGAUAGAAAUUAAUCCUGAUGAUCAGCACAAGACUGCGUUCCGGACUAGAUAUGGGCAUUAUGAGUUUAUAGUGAUGCCUUUUGGACUAACCAACGCGCCAGCUACUUUUUAGCGUUGUAUGAAUGACCUGUUUAGACCGUGGUUAGAUAAAUUUGUAAUAGUCUA
Chara braunii is the source of this 2926-nucleotide messenger RNA. The record is from the annotation of a GenBank genome assembly. NCBI's taxonomy places the organism in Eukaryota, Viridiplantae, Streptophyta, Charophyceae, Charales, Characeae.